Galleria mellonella (greater wax moth) is the source of this 2667-nucleotide messenger RNA. Its product is annotated as ribonuclease kappa-like. Lineage: Eukaryota; Metazoa; Arthropoda; Insecta; Lepidoptera; Pyralidae. The record is from RefSeq and is a predicted model, not a curated record. The transcript is spliced from 2 exons. The coding region runs from base 1994 to 2254 and encodes 86 amino acids.
UAUCUCGGAGACAAAUGGUCGUAAUUGAGCCAUCCAAAGCGAUUUUUGAAGCUGAAUAAACACGCUAAGAGACCUAUACAAUGGAGUAGCUCGAAAAAAUUUUUCCAUGCCCAUAGAGUGAAAAACGAAACCUAGAAAAUUUAGAAAAAAAAUAUUUUCAGCUUUGUUUAAGAAUUGUAUGGAAACCGGAGCUCAAAAAAUUUUUUCACCAAAAAAUCUGAAAACUAGAGUUUUCAAGCUUAAAAACCCUUUUUUUAAAUUUCCUGUACGAUUAUUUUUCACUGAAAUACAGCCUGUUGAAAAUCACCCAAAAAUUUCAAAAAUUUUUAUGUUCCCUUAAUUUUUGCGAGGAGUGUAUUAUAAAUUUUGUAUUAUAAUUAAUGAUCUAUAAAUUAAUAUUUUAGAGAAAUUGUCAAAGUAUUUUAAUUGGAUGAAGUGCCGUGUUCGUAAUUCACUGUUCAUCCCAAAGAAGGUUCAUCCCAAAGGUUGACUUGUAGAGAAUGUUACCAGUAGUCCGCCUUUGUACCAUUUUUUUGUUCAAUAAAGUUAUUUAAAAAGAAAAAAAAAAAACUAGACAUUAAAGAAUGGUGCCUCAGAAUCAUAUCAUUUUAUAUUUUGUAUAAUUUCAGUAAUCUUGGCAUGUCUCUUUGUCGAAUUUUUGAGUUAAUUGAUUGUAUCUAUAUUAUUUAAUAUUCUCUUGAUUAAUUUUGUAUUUGCUAAAUAUGUAAAAUAUAAAGAAAUAAUUUAAGAUUUUGUUCCACAAAAAAAAAAAAAAAUCAAUUGUGGCAAAAACCAGUUAUUUUGCCGUAUAAAUUACUGAACUGAUUUUGACAAAAUUUCUACCGACCGAUCUGAAAGUAUAUUCUUUUAGAUAAAAAAGAAUUUUCCAACAAUGAUGGAAUUAUGAGGUAAUAAUCAUAAAAAAUAAACCGAAUUGAGAACCUUUUAAGUCCAUUGAAAAACAGGUUACAACUUUAGGUACUAAAAAUUCGUAAAGCGGAUAAAUAUUUAUAAAGAUUUUAAUAUAAAUAACUAUUACUUAGUUUUACACAUAGAUUUAGCAUAACCACAGAUAAUAUAAUGUAUGUAACAUACUUAGGGUUUUACAAGUAAUGCAUUGAGGUUUUACCUACAAUUAUAUGUAUUUUAAAAUGUCAAACUUGACAUGGAUCAUAUGUUCAUGACUGUUUUCGACAAAAUAAAAGAACUAUAUUAUACACUAUAAUUAUAUAUUAAGAAUUAUAUGAUACUUUAUGUAUAUAAAACGUAUAUUGACAUGAGCGCAUUAUUGAAUUGUGGUGUUUGUUGUUUUAUCCUUAGUAUAUGGGGAGUUAUACAGUUGGUGAAUAUGAAUCAUAAUUAUUCUGGUUUUGUAAAGUAGAUAGUCUUUCAUUUUUUAUAGUAGAUCGUAAACAAACAUUCGGCCAUUCUCCAUUAGCAAUCGCGAUAGUCUAGUAUAAAACAGGUCAGUAUUUAAUCUAGUACUUUUUUGAUUAAGUACUUACUUAUUCUAUACUAGGCUUCUAGUAUAAAAUAUCGAAACCGUUAUCAUCCUUUUAAGUCAGUAUUCUAUUUUGUAGUUUCUCAGACUAAAGAGUUGUUGUAUUUUGUUAUUUGUACUUAACUUUUUAUAUUCGUUAUACCAGUUCUUACUUCUCCUGACGAAUUCAGAGCUCGCACAUUCGCCACAAUUCAAUGGAAUUAAAAAAGGAGGAGGUUUUCAAUACGAUUGUAUUUUUUUUUAUAUAUAUUAUUCCUGAACUCCGUCAUUUAUAAACAGAUUUGAAAGUUCUUUUCUUUCUUUCGGAUUGGUCCCAUAGAAAUUGUGUCAAAAUCAGCAUAGUAAUUUAGUUUUCAAAUCGAAAUAACGGGUCUUGCUAUGAUUGACGACGGUGUUUUUUUUUAUGGAACAGUAUCUUAAAUAUCAAUUGACACAUCUAAUUUUUAAGUGAAAUAAAACUGUUAUGAAAUAUAUCUAUAUCCACAGGCACUAAUGGGUAUAUUUUAUAAAAUCGAAACUCCAAUGUUGAUUGAGGACGUUGAAGAGCAUGUAUAUGAUGAUUAUGACGACUUUAUAAAGAAGACUAAAAAGAAUUAUCAGGCGAAUGCUCUUAACUGUUGGAUUGCAACUGCAAUAUAUGCAUUGAUGAUCGGAAUUUCCUAUAUAUGUAUCCGUAAGGCACGUAGUAACGAAAAAAAAGCAAAGGAAGAACUGGAAGAUGAUGACUACUACUGCACACAUCGCAAUCGUUAAUUGCAAUGAUAUGUUUUUAUAACUUAGUAGGUACAUAGUGUAUUAAAUAAAGUAACAUUGCCUCACUGUUUUAUAAGUUUUUAUGAAAAUUGGAAAUCAUCAAUAAUAGUCCUUAUAAAAAUUUGCGCUACUUGCUAAUUUUAAUCAUCUUCCAUUAAUUUAAUAUCAAUAUUUUAAAUUAAUGGACUGAACAUAUAUAAAUCUUAUCACCAAUUUGAAGCAUUUUCAUCAGCUUUUUCAAACGCAUUUAAUAGCUAAAGCAGCCCAUUGCUUUACUUGUGAUUUGUUUCUAGUAACCUUUAUUCUACUGUAAUAUUAUAGGGAGAAUAUGGGCAUAAUUAUUCUAAUAUUAUAUAAUUUCAAUAUCUAAAUGUUGAAAUUAUAUUUAUUACCUAAGUACGAAAUAUAAAUUA